AGAGGAACUUGAAAGAUCCAGGCCAGACCCUUUCAUACUCACAAGCUGUGAAGCAGAUUUCCUCUUCCAAAAUGACCUUCCCCUUUCUGGUUUUGUGUCUGGCAUGUUCUGGGCUUGGAAUGGCAAAGGUUGUUCCCCAGGCUGAAGAAAUCCAAGUGAGGGUGGGUGACAACACACCUCUGAGCUGUGCCCUGACAGAACCCAUGGAUGUCGUGCAAGUGACGUGGCAAAAGGGCUCUGAGAAGUCCCAUAAGAACAUAGCCACAUACAGCAAGCUGAAAGGAUUGAAGAUUCACAAGUCCUAUCAAGACCGGAUGAAUUUCACAAGCCUGGGGCUCAACGAGACCAGCAUCACUUUUUGGGACGCCACGAUGGAUGAUUCAGGAUGUUACCUGUGCCUCUUCAACACUUUCCCCUCGGGCUCCGUCUCUGGACGAACCUGCCUGAGUGUUUUUGGUCUCAAUGCAUCUGUCCACUACAACAUCUCUGAGGGUCACUUGGUAGCCGUCUGUAGCGCUGUUGGCUUCCCAGAGCCCACCGUCACCUGGAACAACCUGUUCGAUUCUGCUCCUACACAGGAGGUGGUCAGUCACGCCAGUGGGGUGGUGUCCAUCACCAGCACACUGCAAGUCCACAACCCUCAGAGGAUCGGGGCACAGGGCUUGAUCUGCAGAGUGAACAACACGAACGAGGCGAGGGAACUGCCAGUGAAAAUUAGCGGAGAAGAGGGACCCUCAUUGCUUUGGCUGGUGAUCAUUGCUGUGAUUGUAAUCGUUGUUGUAGCUGUGUGUUUGCUCUUCUGGAGGAAGAAAAUAUGCCGGAGGUGUUGAAGUGGAUCCUUGAGGAUUUCCAUUCCCCUUCCAGAUCAUCAGAGGCCAGCAACCCAAAGUUGACAAUAGAAAUAAUGACUGGACUGGCUGGAAAGAAGCAGC
Messenger RNA from Empidonax traillii (willow flycatcher), 932 nucleotides. It is a transcript of the gene CD200, whose product is annotated as CD200 molecule. The record is from RefSeq and is a predicted model, not a curated record. Gene Ontology annotation, biological process: regulation of immune response; negative regulation of macrophage activation. Bases 72 to 830 code for a protein of 252 amino acids. The transcript is spliced from 6 exons. Lineage: Eukaryota; Metazoa; Chordata; Aves; Passeriformes; Tyrannidae. Gene Ontology annotation, molecular function: cell-cell adhesion mediator activity.